AAACGUAUGGAAGUUAAAUUCUUAUGGACACCCUCCGAUCCAUUUAUCGUGAACCAGAAAAACCAUUGUGUAAAUGGAAUAGGGCGGUUUUGAUAUGAUUAAAAUAAUGCCGACCAUGCAAAAGAACCAUUCUUCCACUAAGAAGCACUUACUAUAAAAUGGAAUAUUUCACUUUGAGAACUUGUAAGUAACAUAAUUGAACUACUUGCAUAGUCUUUCAACUUGUUUACAAGUGCUUGCUUUUUAGUUGGUGGUCACAUAAACAACUUCAUUUGUUGUUGUUUUUUUGACUUCCAAGAACGUGGGUGCCUUGCCUUAUAUCCUUCUAACUUCUGAAAAACCUACUGAUAAUGACAAAAAUAAGCAUGAUCUUUUUAGUCUAGUGAAAAUUGACAUUUUAUUUUUCUAUAUAGGAUUAGUGAGGGGUCUAGUAAAACAAGUAGCCAAAUUGUGUUACUUCACUUCCCUUUAAGUUCUAUAAAUACUCUGUUUUAGUUAACAAGCUAUACUAGCUGGACACAAAUUAUGGAAUUCACUAGAUUUUGCUUCUUGGUUUUUUCUGUUUUCUUGAUUUACAAUGUUUGUUCAGUUCAUGGUAGGUUCUAUGAUUAUCCCAAAGUGUCGCGUUUUCGUGCAUUGUCACAAAUAUCAAUGCCACCUUCCCCUGCUCCUGCUCCUGCCCCUGCCCCUGCCCCUUCCCCUGCACCUAAGGAUGAUCCAACAAUUGACAAUGUGAAGAAUUCAUCAAAUGAUUAUGCAGCAGGCAUUUUCAAUGUGUUGUCUUAUGGGGCUGUUGGUGAUGGUGUGAUCGACGAUACACAAGCAUUUAAGAUGGCUUGGGAUGCUGCUUGUCAAGUUGAUUCAGCUAUUCUACUGGUUCCAAAACACUAUUCCUUUAUGAUCCAAUCCACAAUCUUCACUGGUCCUUGCAAAAGUGGGCUAAUUUUUAAGGUUGAAGGAACCAUUAUGCCACCAGAUGGACCUGAUUCAUGGCCAAAAAGUGUCAGUAAGAAACAAUGGUUAGUCUUUUACAGAAUUGAUGGGAUGUCAAUGAAAGGUGGUGGACUCAUAGAUGGUAGAGGAGAAAAAUGGUGGAAUCUUCCUUGCAAACCACAUAAAGGAAUAAAUGGAGCAACUCUACCUGGUCCUUGUGACAGCCCUGUGGCUAUAAGGUUCUUCAUGAGCUCAAAUUUGACAGUGCAAGGGCUUAAAAUCAAGAACAGCCCACUGUUCCAUUUCAGAUUUGACAGUUGCCGCGAUGUCCAUGUUGACUCACUUUACAUAAAAGCACCACCUCAGAGCCCCAAUACUGAUGGAAUUCACAUAGAGAAUACCAAUGAUGUCACAAUAAGAAACUCAAUAAUCUCCAAUGGUGAUGACUGUAUUUCAAUUGGAGCUGGUUGUUACAAUGUUGAUAUAAGGAACAUGACCUGUGGUCCAAGUCAUGGAAUAAGCAUUGGCAGUCUAGGCAUUCGCAAUUCCCGGGCAUGUGUAUCCAACAUUACAGUUCAAGAUUCAACUAUUAAGUAUUCAGACAAUGGUGUUAGGAUCAAGACAUGGCAAGGAGGAUUUGGGACAGUAUCCAACAUUAAUUUCAACAACAUUAGAAUGGAAAGUGUCCGAAAUCCGAUAAUUUUAGAUCAAUAUUACUGCAACACAAAGAGCUGUGCAAAUCAAACUUCAGCAGUGUACAUAUCUGAUGUGAUUUAUUCAAACAUAAAGGGUACUUAUGAUGUGAGAAGUCCACCAAUGCAUUUGGCUUGUAGUAACAGUGUCCCUUGCACAAAUUUGACUUUUUUGGAUGUGGAGUUAUAUCCUGCUCAAGGACAAAAAAUCUUGGAACCAUUUUGUUGGAAUGCUUAUGGAGCUCUAAUGACUCUUACAAUUCCACCAGUUUUUUGCCUGUUGGAAGGCACACCUCAGUCAUUACCAAGUAAUGAUCUUGAUCAAUGCUGAUAGAUGAUUUGCUAAGAAUAGAAACUUGUAAAAGAUGGAGUAAUUAAUAGUAUGUAUUAAAGUUUUAGCUCUACUAGUAUUGUUGCAGAGGGGACUAAAACUUAAGUGUAAGCAUGUAUCUCUUUGUUAAUGAUAUAAAAGUAUAUUUUAAACCAUGGUAUACUAUGCUUUGUCAGUUUUAGAAUAUCUUCUGCUUUCCUUUUGAUUUAACUUGCAUACACACACUGAUAGUGUAAAUAACUUUCAAGUAUCAACUUGUCAUAUAAGCCCAGACUCUUCACUUUUGAUGCCGCACCCGUGUCGGAUUCUCCAAGAAUAUACUAUUUUGGCGAAUCCAACACACACCCCUUGACAUUUUUGAAGAGUCCGAGCAACAUAGAGCCCAGUACACAAAGCAUCCCAAGUUAGCAAGGUUAGGGGAAGGGUCGCAACCCAAAGGGUGUACGGCAAACAUUAGUGGAAGUAGAUUUCACAUGCUCGUAAAAAGGUAAAAAGUAACAUUGAAAAUAACGUAGGUUACCUUCUAUAUAUCAUGAUAAAUUACACUAGUAGUGUAAAUAAGUUGAAUCAAAAGGACGAUAUCAAACUCAAUGGUUGUACGAAAAUAGGUUUGGCAAUCCCUUUUACCUUUUUGAAUUUUCUAAAUUUAGUACUAAUUACAGUAGCAGGUAGGUUAAUCGUACACAUAGGUUAACUCGAGAUGUCCCUAUAACUAGAAAAUCUCUGGAGUAAAAGACGCACAACAGCUUUUUCCUUUAGGUAAAACAUGCAGCCAAAUACUAGUGAUUCUAAUUAGUGACGAUAUCCUUUUGUGGUCCCAACUAAUCUAAAAUGUGCGAGUUUAUAAUAUUCCUAAAAAUUUGAAAAAAUCACGACUUCUAUUAAGGUAAAAGAAAUUUCUAUCUCUCCCUACACAAAUACUCGAUGAUAGUUGUUCAACAUCAUCAUCUACUCAAGUUAUUAAUUAUUACAGAGGAGGGCGAAUGGAAGGGCUAGAAUGACAUUAAAUUAAAGAAGAUCCAAUAAUUAAGAGUAUGACAUGAUUAAUGUAAUAGUGGGAGUGGCAGAGCUGACAGCACUAUAGUCUAUAAAUGGAAAAAAUUGAGGUCCCAACAUAGCAAAUGGAGGAAGGCGGCGCUACAACCUACAAUUCACCCAUUUUCAAUUUCUCAAACACGAUAUAUAUAUAUAGCACACAAGUAAAAUGUAGUACGCAAUUCUUUUAACUUAGCUGUAGGGGCGUGCUAAAUAAAGUAGUGGCCGGUGCACGGGGAACCUAUGUCAUGAAUUCUUCUACUCUAUUUCCUAGUAACUACAAAUGAUUUUAUUUUUUUAAUUUUUUCGUUUCUUUGAAGGUCACGUGCUUGAUUAUACUAUGUCAUGAAUUCUUCUAUUUUGUUUUCUUUCACAGAAAAACCCGGAAAGUAUGCAUAAGUUGUAAUUCUCUCCUUUUGUGUUGAAGGUAGCUAAGUCUUGAACUUUGAACUCCGCGGGCAAAACUUCAAGUUUAUGAGUUUUGACCUUGAAGGGUCGCCCAUGAACCAAGUGGGAGUCAAAAGUUCAAGACCACGCAUUUUCAAGGUCAUUGGGUGUAAUUUUCUGCCCAAUUUUGUUACUAUGAUCAGCCAAAAGAACAGAAAGACACUAAUGCAAGAACAUAAAUUGAAGGACAAGUUCCUAUCAUGUCCAUUACUUUGAAAAGAAGAUACAGAAAGCUGUAAGUUUGCUCGCACAUAAGCAUGAAACAUCUCCAAAUCAACGAGAUUAACCACCCAAGGAAUGUUGACGAAGAUACAUGUACACACCAAAUGCAUUUGCCAUUCACUAAAAGUUCACCGUUUAUUAAAGCAUUACAUUUAUAUCCAGAUCAACCUUCUUCUGCAUACACAGCAUAAAUAACAAGGCAAAUACACUUCCGGACACAGAA
Messenger RNA from Solanum tuberosum (potato), 3883 nucleotides. Its product is annotated as polygalacturonase At1g48100-like. NCBI's taxonomy places the organism in Eukaryota, Viridiplantae, Streptophyta, Magnoliopsida, Solanales, Solanaceae. Bases 526 to 1956 code for a protein of 476 amino acids. Gene Ontology annotation, biological process: carbohydrate metabolic process. Gene Ontology annotation, molecular function: polygalacturonase activity. The record is from RefSeq and is a predicted model, not a curated record. The transcript has 6 exons.